Messenger RNA from Brassica napus (rape), 624 nucleotides. RefSeq names its product MATH domain and coiled-coil domain-containing protein At2g42465-like. The record is from RefSeq and is a predicted model, not a curated record. The transcript is spliced from 3 exons. Lineage: Eukaryota; Viridiplantae; Streptophyta; Magnoliopsida; Brassicales; Brassicaceae. The coding region runs from base 1 to 624 and encodes 207 amino acids.
AUGGAUAUCAUCUCCGUCCUCGAAUCAGUGCAGUACGAGGUUGUGGAAAGCAAAGUGUUGGACGCUGAGGAUUCAUCAUGGGGCUUCCUAAAGGCAUUUCGUCGUAGCCAGCUUAAGGAGAAAUGGUUUAUGGGAAAAGACAGUUGCUUUAGUGAAGAAGAUAUUCGCAGUCUCGCAGAGCAUCCAGACAUUGCAUUAGGUUUCAAACCAAAGAGCCAAGUGGUGAAGACAGCAUACAUGAAUGUCCUUCUUGGCCUCAUCAAUACACUAAAUAAGCCUUCAGAGAGUCACUUAGAGGCUGAGCUAGUCAUCUCUCACAGCGAAUUGAGUGAGCUGGAAGAAGUGGGUUUCAAGAUUGACUGGUUGAAGUCAAAGCUUGAGAACAAUUUCUUGGAGAGGAAGAAGGAUGAUGCUGAUGGUUCGAGGGUCCAACAACUUGAGGAACGUGUGAAGAAUCUUGAGGAUGUUUCCUUGGAGAAGAAGAAAGCAGAUGAGGCUUAUGGGUUUAGAGUCCAACAAUUCGAGGAAAGCGUCAAGAAGCUAGAAAUGAUGGUGUCUGUUCUCAAAGCGAAACUGGACCAGGAGAAGGCCAAAUCUGAUUCUGAUGAUUUUUUGUUGCUCUAA